CUGAUUAUUUAUUUCAGGUACUUAUAUAGCGCCAUCAAUUUACAUAUCGCUUUACCAGGACCCUGCAUUCACUAUAUCUGGUGUCCCCGGACCCUGCAUUCACUAUAUCUGGUGUCCCCGGACCCUGCAUUCACUAUAUCUGAUCUCCCUGGACGCUGCACUCACUAUAUCUGGACUCCCAGGACCCUGCAUUCACUAUAUCUGGUCUCCCAGGACCCUGCAUUCACUAUAUCUGGUCUCCCAGGACCCUGCAUUCACUAUAUCUGCUCUCCCUGGACCCUGCACUCACUAUAUCUGAUCUCCCCGGACCCUGCACUCACUAUAUCUGAUCUCCCCGGACCCUGCAUCCACUAUAUCUGGUCUCCCCGGACCCUGCAUUCAAUAUAUCUGCUCUCCCCGGACCCUGCAUUCACUAUAUCUGGUCUCCCCAGACCCUGCAUUCACUAUAUCUGGUCUCCCCAGACCCUGCAUUCACUAUAUCUGGUCUCCCCGGACCCUACAUUCACUAUAUCUGGUCUCCCCGGACCCUGCAUUCAC
This is a messenger RNA of Staurois parvus, 537 nucleotides long. The record is from the annotation of a GenBank genome assembly. NCBI's taxonomy places the organism in Eukaryota, Metazoa, Chordata, Amphibia, Anura, Ranidae.